AACAAACCUUAGAAGUACUCUGAGAACACGUUCAUCAUUUUGUCUGGCUUGACCAAUGAAUUUUAUAAAAACCCAAGGAUAUUUUGAAAGAUCUCUGUCCAAAUUUCAGUCAAGAGAUGCAUCUUAAUAGAAAACGUGGUACAUUUUAUCCUGUGACUAAUGUUUUGGUCCUUCAUUAUAUGGUGUAAAUCUGCUGGCGGAGGAAGAGAAGACCACUUUCGCCAAGAACAUUUUCACUAGUGGAAAAGAGCUGGUGUACCCAAACAAUAUGAAGCCAUUUGAGAAAACCUGGUUGUUGCCACUGCUGUCCAUUCUUCUAAGAGUUGUCUGCUCCUCCUUUAUUAGUGUCAACCUUGGCAUGAAAGUGAUGAAGGGACAGUCUGUCUUCCUGUCAGAAGAUGACCUCAAGUUCUCCAUCCCCAGAGAGAAGGAUGUGUGCAAAGUUGAAGUUGUGAUGAAUGAGCCAAUAACACAGAGGGUUGGGAAACUAACUCCACAGGUUUUUGAUUGCCACUUCCUUCCUAAUGAAGUCAAAUAUACCCACAAUGGUUGUCCAAUUUUAGAUGAAGACAUGGUCAUGCUCAGGCUGUACAGGUUUACAGAAACCGAAACGUUUGUAGAAACAUUCACCCUCCACGUGCAGUUACUUGAGCCAGACUGUAACAUCAUCAAAAUGCGCUCCCGAGCCCUGGAGGUACCUGAGUACUAUGGCCUGUCUAGGACAAUUGACAAGAAUGUCCUCACUUUUGACUACGACAGGAAGAUAAAUCUGGAAUGUACCAUUUCCAUAGCCUCUUCGGAAACCCACCUGCCUGCUCAUGGCCAGCUCAUCGUGGGGGAAGUGCAGCAAGAACAGCUUCGUGGGGAUCAGCCACGGAGCUUCUUCCCUGGCCCUAAGCACAGCCCAGGCCAGCAGUGCAGAAAUGGGAGCUGUAAACAGGGAGUGGGAGUCAUCCACAACACAAAAAUGAGCUGUGAAGAGUUUCUUAGGAUGGGGAUUCGGUAUCAGCACCUUGACCCUCCCUCGCCAGACACGGAUUAUAUUCCUGUGAGGCUGGAUCUCACAGACAGCAGAAGCAAAACUCUGCACAAGACUGAAUAUGCAUGGCUCCCUGUUCAGAUUAAAGGCGCUAUUCGCAAUCAAAUUCCCAAACCUGCUCUGGGGGCAAAGUUCUUCCUGGAAGUAGACCAAUUUAUUUUAACCUCCAUUACAACCACAACGGUUGAUGCUGAAGACAAUGAAACUCCAAAGUCCCUGCUUGUAUUCAACAUUACCAAGCCACCUCUGCAGGGCUUCAUCACUCAUUUAUCAGACCACACAAAACCUGUUGGCUCCUUCACAUGGAAAGAUCUCAGUGAAAUGCUCAUUGCUUACCAGCCUUCAAAUAACAGCCACACAGAGAGGAGGAGUUAUAAG
Molecule: messenger RNA, 1417 nt
Organism: Oxyura jamaicensis (ruddy duck)
Lineage: Eukaryota; Metazoa; Chordata; Aves; Anseriformes; Anatidae
Product: FRAS1-related extracellular matrix protein 1-like
Exons: 5
Source: RefSeq, a predicted model, not a curated record